Molecule: messenger RNA, 5836 nt
Organism: Ahaetulla prasina
Lineage: Eukaryota; Metazoa; Chordata; Lepidosauria; Squamata; Colubridae
Gene: RAB27B
Product: RAB27B, member RAS oncogene family
Exons: 6
Coding region: 214-870 (218 amino acids)
Biological process (GO): positive regulation of exocytosis; melanosome transport
Cellular component (GO): secretory granule; melanosome
Molecular function (GO): GTPase activity; GTP binding
Source: RefSeq, a predicted model, not a curated record
UUUUCCGCACUCGAAGCCGCCCGAGUCUCCCCGUUGUGUUUCUUUUUCUCUCCCCCCCCCCCACACCUUCUUUCACAACCGCCCGUCCCCGUUUCCCAAAAGGGUGGCCCGGGAGGCGCCGCGAAAAGGCGGAAGGCAAGAACUUGGCAAGCGGGGCAUCCGAGCCGCAAAGAAGGACCGGGCUUCCCACGCCGGUUCAUCCAGGUCAGCACUAUGACUGAUGGGGACUAUGACUAUUUGAUCAAACUCCUGGCCCUCGGAGAUUCUGGGGUUGGAAAGACCACUUUGCUGUAUAGAUACACAGACAACAAGUUCAACCCAAAGUUCAUCACCACAGUAGGCAUCGACUUUCGAGAAAAGCGUGUGGUGUACAACAGCCAGGGGUCAAGUGGUUCUUCUGGAAAAGCCUUUAAGGUCCAUCUGCAGCUAUGGGACACAGCUGGGCAAGAGAGAUUCAGAAGUCUCACCACAGCAUUUUUCAGAGAUGCCAUGGGCUUCUUGCUAAUGUUUGAUCUCACCAGUCAACAGAGCUUCUUAAAUGUCAGAAACUGGAUGAGUCAGUUGCAAGCAAACGCUUAUUGCGAAAACCCCGACAUAGUCUUAAUUGGAAAUAAAGCUGACCUAUCAGACCAGAGGGAGGUCAAUGAAAGACAAGCAAAAGAACUUGCAGACAAAUAUGGCAUCCCCUACUUCGAAACAAGUGCAGCGAAUGGCCAAAAUGUGGACAAAGCCGUGGAGACGCUCUUGGACUUAAUAAUGAAACGAAUGGAACAGUGUGUUGACAAGUCUCAGCUCUCUGACACAGCCAACGGUGGGAGUUCAGGAAAACUGGUGUCAUCCAAAGCUGAUGAGAAGAAAUGUGCUUGUUGACUUGGCCAUUCAGGUUGAAGAAAAGAAAAGGAAUGAGAAAAUCGGAAAGUAACAGAAUGACCAAAUGCUAAAUUCAAUCUGGAACUCCAUGGACCAAAUGAGACUGCUGUUGUUGUCUUAAGCAAGCCUGAUUUUUUUUUUCCAAUGCUGAGAAAUCAUGCUUCUGCAUUCAAACAGGUGUAAACCAUCUUCAUAGAAAAUCCAGAGGCUCUUUUCUUCUUCAUACAAUAGGCGAGUAAAUACAGAAAAAAUAUCUGCCUUGGGGAGACCAUCAUUGAAAUGUUAGGAGACACCUUUACAAUAAAACAAAGAGGUUGUCUUUGUUGGCCCGAGCCAUCAUUUCUCAUCUCUUUGGCUUCUAUUAUGACAUACAUUCUAUGUUUGCUAAAUAGGUGAUGAAAAAACACCCCAAAGAAUAUAUUGCAUGGCUCAUUGUAAACAUCUUAAUGGUUUUGAAUACCAAAAAGUUAACUGUUGUUUUAUUCAGUUGGCUAUUCUCAUAAGACCUGGUUAAAAUUGCAAUGUAGUCAUUAGGUGGCAUGGGAGAUAGAGGUGGACUGUAGAAAGAUGUCCAUACAAUAUAGUACAGCGUUGGAAAAGAUAUAAACCACGAGGUUUGCUCGAAGCUGAAAAGUACUAUGUGCCUUGAAAUACUUGGCCAAGUAUUUCAUUGGUGACUCUGAGAGUGAUAUUCCAAUGGAAUCCCCUUUCAUUAAGAGGUAGUAUGUAUUUAUUAAGUUCUAUGUGGAUACAGUUAACAUUUCUAAUUAGUUCUAAUGCUCUAAUUAACACAUACUUUAUAUAUAUACACAGAGGAUUAUUUUUGCUUUUACUUUACCAGCAGAGCACUUCCCAAACUUGAAGCUAUGUUCAACGUUGAUCUGGAAUAUUAGCUGUCCAAAGCAAAGUCUUGCUUAAAUACAUAAUGCCUUUCUGUUACUUCCACCACUUAAAAUGAGAAAGGCAGGAACAGGAACAAAGAUGAGGAAGUUCCAGUAAUAAUUUUGUUACAGUAGAAGUACUGUUAAGUGAAGGAUAUGUGCACUUUAGAGCAGGGGUCUCCAACCUUGGCAACUUGAAGACUUGUGGACUCCAACUCCCAGAAUUCUGGGAGUUGAAGUCCACAAGUCCUCAAGUUGCCAAGGUUGGAGACCCCCGCUUUAAAGCCAAGCGUGAUAGGAUGAUAGUGGUAUGAUGAUGAUGAUGAGCCAAAUGCAGCUCUUUAAAACAAAAACAGAUAUUGUCUUUCUACUAUGCACCAUUUCUCUGCGAUGCCAUUCUGGUUUAAAAGGUCUGCUUUUGCAAUUCAGCCAUUCCAAAAUCGUCUGCAAUUCCCUGCCACCAUUUUCUAAGUGAAAGAGUUCAUUUCACCAGGUUCUUUGUGUUAUCAACCCAAAGCGAAAGAGUUGUUUCUAGUAUUUAUCACAAUGCUCUUCAUCAGUCUCUCGGUAAUUAAAAAUAUAUAUUUCUGUUUGCAAAAUGUGAGCGCGUUUCCCAGAAAGAGAAAGAAGGUAGAGGAAUAUAUUCAUGCCAAUACCUUAAUUUUCAUUUUCAUUCCAAUACUGCGAUAUCUUCAGUACACUUUUAAAUGUUUACUGCUUUUUGUAACCGUACAACUCAUUUUCAGAAAUGGGAAAUUACAAAAUCCCAAAGGUAUCUUCACUUUUUGCUGGCGUUAAUUGCUCAGCACUUCUGUUGGGAAAUACUAAUGUUUUUGUCUAUAAAAUCUGGAGCAUAUUUGCUUGGGUUCAGGAUGCUUUGCUUGAAAUCAAGGGCUGGGGGUGGGGAUACAUUUAAGCAGUGUUUCUCAACCUUGGCAACUUUUAAGACGUGUGAACUUCAGCACCCAGAAUUCCCCAACAAACAUACUGGCUGAGGAAUUCUGGGAGCUGAAGUCCACCCGUCUUUUAAGUUGCAAAGUUGACAAACAAUGCACUUAACUAAAAAAAAAAAGAACGAGAGAUUCUUUAUGCAUUAAAAAAAAGAACGAGAGAUUCUUUAUGCAUUAACAUGUAUCUUUUUUUUUCUGUAUGGCUCUACACUGUGAGGAAUAUUUUAUCUCUUUUUCCUGCAAUUCUGCCAUUUUAUAACAAAGAUCUUUUUAGCUUUCCAGUGGAAGAAGAGAUAACAAUAUAUCCUUAAUGUUUCCCAGCUGUUAAUACCUACUCGGUGCUGUCCAUUGCAGUAAACAACUUUGGGUAUAUGGCUGACCUAGUGAGGAAUCUCAGCUGACUUAUUGAAAGUUGCCAUUCAGAACUUUUCUUACAUAUAGUUCAACAAUUUUGGAUCUUCUGGCAGUGUAAAUCCAAUCUGGAAGGACUCAUAUAUUCCAGUUGUAUUCCAAUCUCUCAACACUAUCAUACAUAUAUUUUGUUUUUUACUAUCUUGGUGUAGCAACUUAAGAACUCGAAGCUACUCCUAAGGCACAAUUAUUGUUGGGCAUCAUUUGCUGCAAUCAUAUGCUGGGUUAUCUACUAGUAUUCCAACAGGAUCUGCCCGUGCCUCUGUCUCCGCGUAAUGCCCACAAGUGAAUAUUUUAUGCAUGCAUGGUAAGCUUUGAUAUUGAGUACACAGAAUAUUCCCUGGCAUUAAGUAAGGCCAAAUAGCUGUUGGUUUUGUAGCUGUCAUUACGCACACCUAAACUCCUGCAUGCAUAAGGAACAUUUAUGAGCACAAUGUUAAAUCUACAAGAACACUUUGACUUCCCAGAUCAGCAUUACAUCAUCUCAUUAAUAGCCUUUGAAAUUGGCUUGAUGCAACUGAAAACUUGCCAAGAUGGCCAUUCUGGAAUCCAUCUUGCAUUUUCCAUAUAAACUCAAAAUAAUUUCUGUAUCACAUCAACAAUUCGUUCAUUAUCUGUCUUUCGUGGCCCUAUUUCAUCAAGGAGAUCAGGAUAUAUGUGACAGAUAUCAAAUAUAUUGAUGUAGGUUAUGUUGCCAUUGUAGUUCAUAAUUGGCGCCUCACCAAAAUAAUCCUACAUAUAAUUGAGUAUUUGAUUCAAAUUCACCUGUAGUUCAUUGAAGAAUAAUUGUAAUGACAAUAUACUGUGCUAUUUUUUCCAGUCUUCCUUUCGACCCUUUUGAGAUAUGGUAUGAAAGUCCCUCUUCUGACUUGGUUUCAUGAGUAUUUGAAUCAAAAUAGUGGCUGUGUAAUUGUGUAUGUAUGAUUAAUAGACCCAUGGCUGUUCACUGCUUAUAUGUACCCUAUUGUCCAAAAGUAUUCAGAUGUAAUGAGCCAAAUUCUCAAGUGCUUCUCUUGUGCCUCUGACCAUCAAAGCACACUAAGCCAACAAUGGUUUUCAUAAACCGUAUCUAAUUGUUGAGGAGAGAAACUAGAGAACUCUUAGUUCCAUGUAACCAUUUUUGCCUGUUUUUAUGGACAACCAUUGGCAUUACAUUACAGCAGCUCACACUGCACACCAACUUGAUUUCUAUGAAAGGAUCUUUGUUUGCUUCAUUAAAGCCUCUGAGGGGGAAAGUCAUUGCCUGAUGAAAUGCACAUGAUGUCCCUAAUAAUUAUUGUCCAUGGGAUAAAAGUUCUCCUGUCACUGGAAAUAUGUUUCUCUACUUGCCCAGCAGCCUUUUAACAAAAGCUGCCUACCAAGAUUUACACCAUGCUCAAACCAUUUAGCUGCUGUUUUGUUAUUAAAAUCUACCUAUCCCGAUACAGUUAAGUGUAGUCUGGUAUUCCAUGAAGUAACUACUGAAAAUAUUCAGCCUUGUUGAUUUCUUUCUCCAGUCCACCUGAGGCAGAAUUGGAUAGUGUCCCUCAUGGUCAACUUUCUAGAUCUGCUCUUGAAGCUCAAGGUUAGUAAUUGGGAGGAGGUUGGCUACCAUAGAUUAACAUGGCUCUCCUCCGACAACAUCCUCAAGGCUUGGAAAGAACUCUCCCAUGUUUUCCCCCCUCUAAAAUAAAUGCUUGAUAGCAGCUCUUCUAAAGGUCAAAUUAAACAUAACCUGAAUCACGUGGUUAUGGCUGUUACAAAGGGGAUUAAUUGGGGGUGGGGCAAGAAAAGUUAUCCCAAACAGAAGCACCAUUACAAUCAUAUUCUCCGAAGGGGCGAAGUUGCGCAGUCUGUCUAUGCUGUCAGUUGUUAAAUAUUAUUACAGCCCUCCUCAACUCAGACCAUUUAGCGCAGGGAUCUCCAACCUUGGCAAUUUUAAGACUUGUGGACUUCAACCCCCAGAAUUCCUCAGCCAGCAUGGGAGUUGUAAAGUCCACAAGUCGUAAAGUUGCCAAACUUGGAGACCUCUGAUUUAGCACAAAGUCUUUUAGGAGAUAUUUCUUAAGAAUCGUGGACACAUCAUCAUCUUACACUUCCAAAGGCCCUGCCUGAAGCUCUCCUAAACUUGAUUCCACCCCAACGUUUAAAUCAAAAAGCUUCUUGACUCUUAAAUCCUCUCUAACUGCCUUUGCUCUACCCUGCAGAGGGAUUUUCAGUGUAUAUAAUAACUCUAUAAUUCAAGGUACUUUUAUGUAUUCCUCACAAAUAUAUUUAUUUAAAUUGUUCUUUUCAGAUUUUGAUUCAACACUAAGAGCCUCCUGACUGAUUAGUUGCUUUUUUUCCCCCCCUCUGGCUUUGUUUUGCUUUUAAUGUGCCCUUAAGUUAGAUAACUCUGAGCAUGUUUUCUGUUGGUCUUUGAGACAGUUCUGUAGAAAUUAAAGAUUUACAUUCUUUGGGCUAAGUGUCUGAAUUCUCUCUCUCUGGAUGGACUGCACUGCCAGCCUAGCAGCACCAGUCAUUAACCGUGUUGUAUUACUACUACUAUGCUGUUGCUUUUCAAUGAUAUAUAAAUAUGUAUUUAUAUAUGUGUGAGUGUGUGUGUGUGUGAGUGCACACAUAUACAUACAUACAAUCAGACUGUAUCCAUUGGUGUCUGGGUUUUUACAAUAUGGCUAAGGAAUGUAAUUCGGUAGUUUCGUUUCUGCACUGUUCUUUUGAGAUUAAAAACUAUUCAUUUUUAAA